AUGGAGAUUCGCGCACCAUCAGAUGGUGCUACGCCAAUCAAAGAUUUGAGAGCAGUCUAUCCUGGAGCCAUCAAGAACAUCGCAGUGACUCUUAUAGGUAUGCGACCAUAUGCUGGAUCUGAUCUUGACUCAGACAUCCCCGCCGACCAAGCAAGCCAGAAAUCAUUAGAGCGCAUCCAGUCCAUGAAAGAUGCUGGUAGACCUCUGCCUCAAUGUCCUAAAGUCGAUACGAAUGGAAUAGAUGUUGCAUUGAUAAUGUUACGCACUCUUCUGGCUUAUCACAUGGAUUUGUGUAUCCCUCAAGACAAAAUUACGGCAGAGGAGGUCGCCUUCUACAAGGCUGCUUGGAUGAAUAUUGGUUGGCAUGAGACUGACGAUUGGGAAGUUAAAAAACAACUCUUCAAGUCACUCCUCGGUGUUCGAGUAUUAUCUCCAAAAGAUAUCAACGAAUCAAAGUUGUGUUUUGAAGGUAUCCUUGCACACACCAAAUUGCAAAAUCUUUUCAAGGAGAGCACCCGGUUCAACAUCACGAGUCACCUAUUCAGAGAAAGGAAGAUCGAUGAACCGGAAUCGGUAUGGAUAAGAGGUACAUCAGAUCCUCUCAUCCUCUCCCGAUUCAACGAUUUGGAAUGGGACGGAACCAAAGAAUUAGGUCCUUUUAUCAACAGACAUUUCGACUCUGUCAAAUACAAGGGGUAUCUGCGAUUACAUUACGGCGCAAAGCCAUUGUUUUGUAGAGUCUUAUUUGAACCCAAGAUAAUCAGGUCCAUAUCUGAACUCUGGAGUUUCAGGAUGGCUGGAACAGUAACGAAAGAAUUCGAAGAAGGCGAUACAUGCUAUUACCAUGAUGAAACGAAGCAUACGUACGUUCUAUGCGCCAUUAUUAGGUUGGGAAAUGGAAGUGAUGUCAAGGACGACAUUCGCAUAUAUGCAGCCAACGGCCGAGAGAUCGUCCCCAUGCCUUCUCUAGGAAGACCUAAAGAGUUAGUGGGGAGAUCUGAAUUUAUGGAAUCGGGAAAACGAUGGUCCAUUCAAGACGGAGGUCGAUAUAUGCUCUUUUAUGCGCGAUCUAUACCACCAGAAGGAGAACCAGAUCCUGAGACAUUCAUUGACUAUGAUGCUCCUGAGUUUAAACCGAGACGAUCUUGGGUUCCACCUGAUAAUUCGAUAAUUGAAGCUUCUUCAACGGAAAAUGCCUCACUCGACCAUUCCAUGACCGAUGUUCCUCCCUAUGUUCCUCCCGAUGAUUCAUAUAUCGAAGGAUCAAUUGAUCAUGACGUUAUUACUGGUGAUGGUGCCAAAGUCAAUCUACCAAUUCGAGGCAUUUUGAAGGCACCAUUAACAAUGCUUACGGGGCCCAGACCAGGAAUCUUUGCGGUUGUGACACCAGCAUUCCUUUCAACAACUCCUGUAGUUCUUACACUCCAAGAUUUCUCAUCUCGCGGUGUAGGUUCCUCUUCUGGUCAGAAUGACCGAGGUCAAACCUCCAAUUCAAGGGGACGUGGCUCGAAUAUGAAUCCCAACGGAGAGAGACUAGGCUCGCAACCCAACAGAUGGGGGCAACCCAACAGAGGGAGGCAACCAAACAGAGGGGGGCAAUCCAACAGGGGGGCAAGCUUGGAAUCGGAACCCAAAAGAAAGAAUACGUCUCGUGUCAAGUUUGCGGACCUACCUGAAGAAUGA
Sclerotinia borealis F-4128 is the source of this 1683-nucleotide messenger RNA. The record is from the annotation of a GenBank genome assembly. NCBI's taxonomy places the organism in Eukaryota, Fungi, Ascomycota, Leotiomycetes, Helotiales, Sclerotiniaceae.